GGAAUAGGUGAACUCAGGUUGAAGCUAAUAAGUGGCCUAUCCAAUAAUAGGAUAUAUGUUCUCGUGAAGUAUUACUAGUCAGUAUUGAUUUUAGCACUUUAUAGCACGCGCCACACUUUGAAGUUUGAUGCCAAAGACCAAACAUCGGUUUAAUUACUGGAAAUGGUGGAUUAUCCUUUGAGAAACUAUAAGGUGAAUGUUCAAAUAACUGUGUCAACUUGAUGUUAAUUGUGGCAGAACGUUAUGCUGCUUGUGUAUAUAAAGGGGUGAAGAAUCAUGAUUGAAGGUAAAUGACCAUUGUUGUACUUGUAAGGAAUCACAGAAGACAUGACAAAAGAUUCUGAUUUAAUUGAGUUUGGACGCCCUUUGAGAGAGAAGUACUUCUCACACGUUAAUCCUGAAGCUUACUUGAUCAAUAAUGGUGCUUUCGGUUUAGCUCCAUUACCAAUACUUGAAUCAUUACAGAGACAUACUUUACGUGAUUAUUAUUGGCCUGAUGCUUAUAGAAAAUUUGAAUAUCGUGAUGAUUAUGAUGAUUCUGCAAAAGAAGUUGCAAAAGUCUUGAACACAGAUUAUAGAAAUAUUGCACUAGGUUUGAAUGUUACUACAUUGAUCAAUGCUGUUCUAAGAUCUUUCAAAUUUGAAAAAGGUGAUAAAAUUUUGGUUCAAUCAAACACUUAUCCUGCCAUUUUGAAAACGGUUAACUUUGUUGCUAAACAGAAUGAAUUGGAAGUUGUUAAAUUUGAUUUGAACUACCCACUGAGUGAUGAUGAAGUUGUUUCAAAGUAUGAGGAUGAAUUAUCCACAAACAAAAUCAAGAUUGUUUUGAUUGAUACAAUCAGCUCCAAACCUGGUGUCAGAGUCCCAUUUGAACGUUUGAUUAAGCUGGCUAAAGAGUACGAUGCCUUAUCAUUGGUUGAUGCUGCUCAUGGGAUUGGGUUAUUGGAUAUUGACUUGGAUGAAUUGAAGCCGGACUUUUUAGCUACAGAUCUUUACAAGUGGUAUUAUACUCCAAAGAACUCUGCAGCUCUAUACGUUGAUCCUAAGCAUCAUAAAGCUAUCCACUCUUUACCUAUCUCUCAUUUUUACGUGGAUGGUGAUCAAGUCUUGAAAGAAGAGAAGGAACAGACAAGAUUUGCAGAUCAGUUUAAUUUUAUUGGUGCUCAGAUAACUGCUUCGUUGGUCACAGUCAAAGAUGCUAGCAAGUUUAUCGAAGAGAUUGGUGGCUUGCAAAGGGUCAAGGAUUACAACUUCAGAUUAGCUAGAGAAGCAAGUGAAGCAGUAGCAAAGCUUUGGGGAACUGAAAUCUUGGAAAAUGAUGAAAAAUCUUUACUAACUUCAUUGUUCACUGUUGAAUAUCCGGUUAAAGAAGGCGUUCUUAUUAGAGAAGAGGAUUGGGAGAACUUGGAAAAAUACAUGUUGAUUAGACAAACUAUCGAAAAGAAGUUGAUCAAAGAAUACAAGUCUGUUGCUCCAAUUUUUCUACAUAAUGGUAAGAUUUGGAUUAGAUUCAGUGCUCAGAUUUAUUCAGAAUUAAAUGAUUAUAUAGAAGGUGCAAAACUUCUUGAAAAAGGUGUCGAUGAGUUCUUUGCAAGUGAAGAGUACAAGAAGUUGAUUGCUGAUUGAAGGUUUUUCCUGUAUAACACAUAGACAGCUAUGAAACCUUCUUUGAAAGAAGAAUCUGGAAGUGCUUGCAGCGGACCAGUAUGUUGUUUGUUGUUUAAUAAUUUGAUAUUCUAA
Messenger RNA from Hansenula anomala, 1740 nucleotides. RefSeq lists its product as uncharacterized. The transcript has a single exon. The record is from RefSeq and is a predicted model, not a curated record. The coding region runs from base 328 to 1626 and encodes 432 amino acids. NCBI's taxonomy places the organism in Eukaryota, Fungi, Ascomycota, Saccharomycetes, Phaffomycetales, Wickerhamomycetaceae.